This is a messenger RNA of Hevea brasiliensis (rubber tree), 1494 nucleotides long. Its product is annotated as heptahelical transmembrane protein 4-like. The transcript has 3 exons. Gene Ontology annotation, cellular component: membrane. Bases 4 to 1224 code for a protein of 406 amino acids. NCBI's taxonomy places the organism in Eukaryota, Viridiplantae, Streptophyta, Magnoliopsida, Malpighiales, Euphorbiaceae. The record is from RefSeq and is a predicted model, not a curated record. Gene Ontology annotation, molecular function: signaling receptor activity.
AUAAUGGAUAUUGGAAAGCAAAGCAGUGAGGUAUCAAAGGUUAUAUCUGAAACAAUGGAGAAGCACCAAGUGAGCUCUUCAGUGGAAGGGAAAGGGAAGAGAUUGUGGAAGAAAGUGAAGUACCAGCUAGUAGAAUAUCAUUCUUUGCCUGGUUAUUUAAGGGACAAUGAAUACAUCGUGGGCCAUUAUCGAUCUGAAUGGCCUAUGAAGCAGGUUCUGCUAAGCAUCUUCAGCAUCCACAAUGAGACUUUAAAUGUUUGGACGCAUUUGAUUGGGUUCUUCCUUUUCCUUUCCCUGACCAUAUACACUGCCAUGAAGGUUCCAAAGGUUGUUGAUCUUCACUCUCUACAACUUCCAGAUGUGUUGAAAGCUGAUUUGCACAAAUUGCAUGAAUGCCUUCCUUCUUUACCCACCAUGCCUAAUAUUCACAAACUUAGGGAGGAAAUAAAGACUACAUUGCCCUCAAUGGAUUUGCUCCCAUCUCUCUCAGGAUGGCACAUUAUGGAACUUCUAUACAAUUGCUUGCCUGAGAGAUUCUUCAGUGGCAACCACACAGAUGUCUGUGUUCUGCUUAGCGUGAAGGAGGAUGUGGCAAACAUGAUAGCCCCCCUGAUGGUGAGGCCAAUCACACGAUGGCCAUUUUUUGCUUUCCUCGGCGGGGCCAUGUUUUGCUUGCUAGCUAGCAGCACAUGCCACCUUCUCUCCUGCCAUUCUGAACGCUUGUCAUACAUUAUGCUUAGACUUGACUAUGCUGGAAUUGCAGCCCUUAUAUGUACCUCCUUUUACCCUCCUGUUUAUUACUCCUUCAUGUGUAACCCUUUCUUCUGCAAUCUCUAUUUGGGAUUCAUAACCAUAUUGGGAAUUGCCACAAUCUUGGUUUCUCUCCUGCCAAUGUUUCAAACGCCAGAGUUUCGCACCAUACGAGCAGCUCUCUUCUCUGGCAUGGGCUUGUCUGGAAUAGCACCAAUCCUGCACAAGCUUAUCUUGUUCUGGAACCAGCCUGAGGCACUCCAUACAACAGGCUAUGAAGUUUUGAUGGGUGUUCUGUAUGGAAUUGGAGCGUUGGUUUAUGCUACAAGGAUUCCAGAACGAUGGAUGCCUGGAAAAUUUGACAUUGCAGGGCACAGCCACCAACUUUUCCAUAUAUUUGUAGUGGCUGGGGCUUACACUCAUUAUCAUGCGGGGCUGGUUUACCUCAAGUGGAGAGACCUGGAAGGCUGCUAGAGAGAAUAUACUCUGAAUCUUAAAAUAAUUUAGUGAAUGAAAUCCUAGGCAAUUGCACUGUAUAAAUAAAUAGGUCAAGCAAAUCUAGAAUCUAGAUGUAAGAACGCUGUGGGAAAGCAGUAUGCCAUUUCCUCAAUUCUUUGUAUGAGUACGAUUGCACUGAUAAAUUUGGAGCAACACAGUAUGAUUCCAUAGCAUGGAAAAGGGCUGUAUUCAUUUUCAGAUUGUCUUUUCAUGUCUAUGGUGAUAACUUUUUGUUUGGUUGUGCUA